Messenger RNA from Amoebophrya sp. A120, 2394 nucleotides. The record is from the annotation of a GenBank genome assembly. NCBI's taxonomy places the organism in Eukaryota, Dinophyceae, Syndiniales, Amoebophryaceae.
AGUGUCACGAGUCACACCAUGUCCCCUUUUCCUUGUCUCUGUCAGCGGCACCAUCUCCCACUUAUCUUUGUCAGCGAUACCAUGUUGUUUAUUCAUCCGUGAUCACAAAUAAAGCAAAGCUUGUGCUAUUUAUAGCGAAACUAUUGCAUUCAGGGGACAUACUUAAGUAUUUAUCAGCAUGGCGGCGUCCACGGACCCAGGUGCGGAUCUGCGCACCGUUUCUUUGCCAAAUGCUCCCCAGGGUUUUGCGAAGCGGAUGCCCCGCAUCGCGCUCGGGACGUGGAAGGCGGAGGUUGGGGAGACAAGAGCAGCGGUGAUUUCUGCCAUCAAGGACGCGGGCUAUCGCAUGAUCGACACAGCCAACGAUUACGGAAACGAGCACGAGGUUGGCGCGGGGCUACAGCACUGUUUGCAAAAUGGGGUUGUUACCCGAGACGAGCUGUUCGUCCAGUGCAAGCUGUGGAACGCGAAUAUGCGGCCGGAUCUGGUGCGCCUGGACUUGCUCGCGACGUUGAAAGAUCUGCAGCUGGACUACGUAGACAGCUUCAUCAUUCACUGGCCGCAGUGCGCCCCCGCGGAUCCGGCAGCGAAGGGGCCGGCUUUAGCCUGGAACGCAGUGGGUGGCAAAUCAGAGGCGGAAAUUCUGGACAAUUCGAAGCCGCACAACAACAACGUCCAAUGCGCAAAAGAAAUGGGCUCGAUGUUUCCCAUGGAGGCCGACGGUAAUUUGUUCCGGCAUAGAGUAGUUCUCGCAUGGUAGUUUCGCGAGUGAUCUGGUGAUGCGGCAAAAUACUAAACCAGUUGAGGUCAUAUCAAUCUGGUUUCCUGGCGUAGCCGAAUGUACUUACCUGUAUGAGUGAAAGUAGAAUGUCGGCUCGCCCAUGUAGUUUUAUGUGACUUGUCUUCCAACCAACUGGACCACAGGCACCUACUCACACGAUGCCAGCGUUCAUUACACGCAGACUUGGAAGGCGAUGGAAAAGUUGGUGGACGAGGGGUUGUGCAAGUCGAUUGGCAUUUCCAACUUUAACACGGCCCAGGUGAUGGACCUUCUCGCGAACGGCUGCGAAAAAUACAGGCCCACCGUGCUGCAGAACGAGGUGCACCUGUACCUCCAAGCAAAAGACAUGCUUGAUUUCUGCAGCCACCACGGGAUCCAACUGCAGGCGUAUGUCCAUAUACUAUUGCUCUGCUGCUCCUGCUGCUCGCUCUACGCUUUUCGGACGGCUGCGUCCGGCUGUGGCUGCAAAAUCAGUGAACUUCGACUUUCCUAUGAUGGAGAUUGUAAUCGGCGUACUUUCAAUUUCAUCUUUUUUACUCCCUACAGUUACAGUUUAGCACCAAGUAGAGAAAGCCUCACUUUAUUGUUUCGCAGGUACAGCCCGCUCGGUUCUGUUUUCGGUGGCAAGGGAUCUCCGACUGGAGACCGCGACGUGUCCGCGAACAUGUUUUUGCCACAGUAUUCAAUCCGGGAUAUGCCACGGAAGAAAGUUGGCAGGUCAAUGUAAUGCAAAAGUAUGAAAGUAUAUCAGAACUGCAACUGGCAAGCCGAAGCCUAUAAUGCUGCGCUAUUUCAGCUGUGCAAGAGAGAUUUUUUUGCGUAUGUACUUUCGCAUUCCAAAUAUGACCACCUGCCAGUUUUUUUCUCUGGGAUACGGGAGCACCCCCUGGUGAUGGAGAUUGGGAAGAAGUACAACAAAUCCGCGGCACAAGUUGCCCUGAAGUACCAGCUGCAGCGCGGCGUUUGUGUGGUUGCCAAAAGCACCAAUCACGACCGAAUCGCACAGAACAUCCAGUUUUUGGACGACAACCAGUUCGAAUUGACAGAGGAGGACAUGCAGGCCCUGUCCAAACUGAACUGUGGCUGGCGCGGCUUGCUGUGGCCACAGACGGCCGGGCACCCGGAUUACCCCUUCAAGGAAUCGCUUGUUGGCUCCAUUGGGGCGGCAAAAGUCCCGCCAGACUGGAUCGCAAAAGAAGAUCCGCGGGUGGCGGGCGCAUGACAGAUGGGUUGGAUAGCGAUUCGAUAUUGGAGGCAAAAACUACCAUGAUGUCCAUGGUGGACUAAUAUCGCGUUGUCAGCCGCUACCCGCGAGCAAAAACUUUUUAUUUUGCCACGGUGAAGGAGCUUUACCUCUAUGAAGAGUAUUGUUUUAGCGCGCAGUUACCUUGCUAAAUGCCAGUGCACAGAAAAAUAGUACUCAUGCAGCUAGUUGCGCUGGCCGUACUGCAACCCCUCGUCAUUAUUUUUUGUGAGUUACGAAAAGCUUCAGCUUGUUUGCGGGGUCCCUUGUUCAAAGCGAGCGAAACAGGCCACAGGACGAAUUAACGUGGACGUAGGAAGAACACCAGCAGUUAUUUCAUCUUGGAGAUUAGCCAAAACAGAGUCAUUUA